This is a messenger RNA of Neomonachus schauinslandi (Hawaiian monk seal), 1900 nucleotides long. RefSeq names its product impact RWD domain protein (gene IMPACT). Gene Ontology annotation, biological process: regulation of translational initiation. Gene Ontology annotation, molecular function: protein binding. The transcript is spliced from 11 exons. The record is from RefSeq and is a predicted model, not a curated record. Gene Ontology annotation, cellular component: cytoplasm. NCBI's taxonomy places the organism in Eukaryota, Metazoa, Chordata, Mammalia, Carnivora, Phocidae. Bases 56 to 1012 code for a protein of 318 amino acids.
CCCCCACGCUCCGGACCUGGGCUGGCGGCAGCCGCUUGGCCGCUCCCGGGGCCACAUGGCUGAGGGGGACGCAGGGAGCGACCAGAGGCAGAAUGAGGAAAUUGAAGCCAUGGCAGCUAUCUAUGGCGAAGAAUGGUGUGUCAUUGAUGACUGUGCCAAAAUAUUUUGUAUUAGAAUUAGCGACGAUAUAGAUGACCCCAAGUGGACACUUUGCUUGCAGGUGAUGCUACCAAAUGAAUACCCAGGAACAGCUCCACCUAUUUAUCAACUGAAUGCUCCUUGGCUUAAAGGGCAAGAACGUGCAGAUUUAUCAAAUAGCCUUGAGGAAAUAUAUAUACAGAAUAUUGGUGAAAGCAUUCUUUACCUGUGGGUGGAAAAAAUAAGAGAUGUUCUAAUACAAAAAUCUCAGAUGACGGAACCAGGCCCCGAUGUAAAGAAGAAAACUGAAGAGGAAGAUGUAGAAUGUGAAGAUGAUCUCAUUUUAGCAUGUCAACCAGAAACUCCUGCUAAAGCAUUGGAUUUUGAUAUCAGUGAAAAUCGAACAGAAAUAGAAGAAUUACCUCCGAUUGAUCAUGGCAUUCCUAUUACAGACCGAAGAAGUACUUUUCAGGCACACUUGGCUCCAGUAGUUUGUCCCAAACAGGUGAAAAUGGUUCUUGCCAAAUUGUAUGAGAAUAAGAAAAUAGCUAGUGCCACCCACAACAUCUAUGCAUACCGAAUAUAUUGUGAGGAUAAACAGACCUUCUUACAGGACUGUGAAGAUGAUGGGGAGACAGCAGCUGGUGGACGCCUGCUCCAUCUCAUGGAGAUUUUGAAUGUGAGAAAUGUCAUGGUGGUAGUAUCACGCUGGUAUGGAGGAAUCCUACUAGGACCAGAUCGCUUUAAACAUAUCAACAACUGUGCCAGAAACAUACUAGUGGAGAGGAACUACACAAAUUCACCGGAGGAAUCAUCUAAGGCUUUGGGAAAGAACAAAAAAGUAAGAAAAGACAAGAAGAGGAGUGAACAUUAAUACCUAAAAUUAUACGACAGGUUAAUUUGCCUAUCAUUGUUCACAAAUUCCACAGUCAUCAGGGAAUAUUGUGCAGAGAGGAUCCUGGACUGCUCAAGUCAGCCAACCCAUUGUGGACACCAGCGUUAUCUUUUCUUCUUUGGUUAUAUCAUCUGCCAAAAAUAGAGAACUUGUGAUAUAUUCAUGUGUAUUUCAGGCUGAUUCAGAAGAUUUAAUUUGAACUUAAUUGCCACUUCAUCUAAUUUGAAGAAGGUAACAGUUGCCCAGGGCAGUGCCUGAAUUAACUGUCCAUUUCAGUACAUGUCAAGUGCCUUUGUUAGGUGGGGAAGAAGUGUCUCGAGAGGAGUAUAAAUACCUGAUAUCUUGUCAUCAGGAUUCUCAUUACGUUAAAUGAAUAUUGCCUUUUACUGCUCUUUAUGGCUUAUUAGAAUUGGAGCUCAUUGCAGAUUGAUCUUGGAGAGUUUCUUCUUGUGAUUUUGAUUCACAGUAAGUCACCUUUCAUUUUAUAGGGUUCAUCAUUGAGUAAUGAUUAAGCAAAAAUCCAGGAGUAUCCAUCUGCAUUUACAUGCUGAAGUGAUAAUUCAUCUGCCAUAUUUGUUAGCAUAAGUGUUAUGCUUCGGUUUUUGUUGCAAAUUGGUGAUUGUGAAAUUUCAAAAUGUGAUUUUCUAGCCUCUACUUUUUUUGUUUAAUUCUUGUAAUGUAAAGCGGUAGAUAUGGAGUGUCAGUAGUCUUCUCCCACCCCUGAAAUGUGUUAGUGUAAUAAUUCUGUUUUUGGUUUUUUUUUUUUUAACAUCCUGGAGGUACCUUUCUCGUGAUCUUCAUUAAGGAAUUAGGACGACACUAGAAGCUCUGCCGCAGUUAAUGGGGCAUUUAUAGAAGGGAAUAGGG